Molecule: messenger RNA, 972 nt
Organism: Adineta steineri
Lineage: Eukaryota; Metazoa; Rotifera; Eurotatoria; Adinetida; Adinetidae
Source: the annotation of a GenBank genome assembly
AUGCCUGGAAUUGCCAUGAUAAUUCAUUCUCCAGCGUUGUUUCUUCGCAUUGCUAUCAACGUAGCUACGGUUGUUGCAGCAAUUUCAGUGACUGCUGCGGGUAUUUCAGUAGGUGUGGUCGUAGCAAAACUAGCUGCUCAGUCUGCAAGUACUGGAAGUAGCAAUCCCUUGUUCGAUACUACAGUAGUACUUCAAUCAUCAUCAUCACUUGUAUUCAAUCGUAUAAUUCAACCAUAUGAAUUCGACUCAUAUUAUAAUACAACACAAACACUUAUAGAUCUAACUGGAGAAUUGAAUGAAUAUUUGUCAGGAAAAUUUCCGACUACUUUCAUUAAAGCAUAUACUUACGGAAUUUCGCUAUACCCACAAAAAACUACCACUCGAAGAAGAAGACGGCGACAGAACUGUAUGUGUACUAUUGGUAGUUCUCCUCAAGCUGGUUGUCCUCGAUGUGGUACAACUUCCAUGCCGUCGCAGACGAAUCAAGGAAUACAUACAACGAUGUCAAGUUUUGCCAGCACAGCCUCAACAAUGCUGUAUAGCACUUUUGAUACAAUGACUACCAACAGCGAAAAUGCCAACCAUUGUAAUAUUUCGUUGUAUUACGACGGCACUGUUCAACCAGCACUCAUUUAUCUAAAUGGUACACUUUAUUUCAAUAGUACACAAGACAAUAAGCCUGAUCCUACAGUGAUUAUAGAUGCACUAGCGUCAUUCGAUCCAGUUAUUAUUUUAAUCGAUAAAUGUCUACAGAAAAGUCCUGCCGAAAGUACCUUUAAUUCCGCAUUGUCCACAGUACAGCCACUAUCUGUUGUAGAUGGUGAUGCAUCAGUCUUAAAUAAGAAUAAUACGUAUUCUUUAGCAUUAGUAAGUCUGACUAAUUCAGUUACUACACCACAACUAUCAACAAUGACGACGAUAACUACAACAACUACAACCGUAACACAAUCAACUACUCCUCUCUUUGGUUGA